Tetranychus urticae (two-spotted spider mite) is the source of this 1893-nucleotide messenger RNA. RefSeq names its product PRKCA-binding protein-like. Gene Ontology annotation, cellular component: synaptic vesicle; neuron projection; trans-Golgi network membrane. Gene Ontology annotation, biological process: receptor clustering; intracellular protein transport; positive regulation of receptor internalization. Gene Ontology annotation, molecular function: phospholipid binding; protein domain specific binding; protein kinase C binding. The record is from RefSeq and is a predicted model, not a curated record. NCBI's taxonomy places the organism in Eukaryota, Metazoa, Arthropoda, Arachnida, Trombidiformes, Tetranychidae.
GCUUGAGUUUUUGAUGUAGGUCUAUCUUAUGUACUUCAGGUCGCAUCAUAAAGUUAGUAUUCUCUUUUAUCAACAUAGUAGCAGAUCAAUGGCAAUUUUUAAUGCUGAAGUUAGUGUUACCUCACAAUUCAUUGGGUUAGUGUUUACAAAAUUGUUCGAACUCCGAUCAAACACCAGUCUUAAUAACAAUUCCCCUUCCAUAACCACAUCUAACUAAGGAUUCUUCAGUUAUUCUUCACCAUUCCUCUCAAUGACUACAGGCGUUAUUUUUAGGUCUUGUUCAGUUUCACCGGUAAAAUUACUUUCAUCAACAUUUUCGCUAAUUGUUAUUUUGCUAACAAUUGUGAUUGACUCUUAUUUUAUGAAACUUUAUAUUGCAUGGAGUCUCAUCAAUCAAUAAUUUGGUCUGCUUAAUAUCGGAUAGAGUGAGCUACUUCCAAGUAUCACAGACAACAAUCCAAACAACUGCUUUUUAUUAAUUUCAAGUUUUGCUGUCACUCGUUAUUGAAUUGUAUUUAUUUUGCUAAUUUUAUAUUGAUUUAUCUGGUUAAAUAACAAAUAUGACGACUGAAGACGACGAGUUUUUCCUUGAAGAAGAUAAACUGGGAAUGAAAGUUACAUCUGGAGUGGUCAAGAUUGACAAAGAUGAAAACAAUCUAAUAGGAAUCUCAAUCGGCGGUGGAGCUCCAAACUGUCCAUGUUUAUAUGUUGUUCAGGUUUUUGAUGAAACUCCAGCAGCAAAGGAAGGAACUCUUGAAUCUGGCGAUGAAAUUGUUUCUGUGAAUGACGUUUCUAUGAAAGGAAAGACAAAAGUCGAAGUAGCCAAAAUGAUUCAAUCGGUUGGGACUCAAGUCAUCAUUAACUUUAACAAAUUGCAUGCUGACCCAAAGCAAGGCAAAUCCUUAGAUAUUAUCCUGAAAAAAGUAAAACACAGGAUGGUCGAAAAUAUGAGUUCAGCCACAGCUGAUGCUCUUGGCUUGAGUCGAGCUAUUCUUUGCAAUGAUAGUUUACUGAAGAAGCUGGAAGAGCUAGAAAAAAUGGAGUCAAUGUAUAAAGGAAUCAUCGAUCAUAUUGUAUCUUUAUUAAAAAGUCAUUUCGAUAUGUGCCAAGUUUAUAAAGCAUUUGGUGAUGUAUUUGCUGAAAUCGGAGUCCGAGAACCGAAUCCAUCGGCUAGUGAAGCAUUCAGUAAAUUUGGUGAAACUCAUAGAUCCAUUGAGAAGCAAUCAAUCGAAAUGCUUCAAAAUCUCAAACCGGUUCUCAAUGAUCUUCACACUUUUUUGUAUAAAGCCAUUCCGGAUACAAAGUUGACUAUCAAAAAAUAUGCUGAUGUCAAAUUUGAAUAUUUGUCUUAUUGUUUAAAGGUAAAAGAAAUGGACGAUGAAGACUGCCAAUAUCAAAUGUUACAUGAACCACUCUAUCGAGUUGAAACUGGUAACUACGAGUAUCGGUUAAUCUUGAGAUGCCGUCAAAUUGCUAGGAAACGUUUUGGUAAACUUCGAUCAGAUGUUCUUGAAAAAUUGGAGCUUCUCGAUCAGAAACAUGUCCAAGAUAUUGUCAUGCAACUGCAACGUCUCAUCUCUUCAUUUGGUAGUCUUCACAUUGAUUGUCAUUCAUGGAUCAAGGAUAAUUUAAUAUCACCAGUUGAAGUUGAUCUAUCAAAUACUUGUACAUUCACAUAUCCUGAACUUGAAUCAAGCCCAUACCAGGAUGAAGACCAAGAAGAGGAAGAAGCUGAAGAAGCUGUACCCGAACUACUCGGUGGAUUAACACUGGGUGGAAAUUUACCAGAAAUGGAAACAAAAUCUUCUAAAAAACUUGCAGAGAUUGAUCUUCUUAGCAUUGAUUGAGAAGAUCAUUCCUCAAAAUGUACAAAUAUUAAUAAAACCGAAUGAA